UAAGUUUAGGCCCAAAAUUGUAUCUAUUCAUUUGCAUUCUCACUGAGAUAAAAUAGCUAUUAAAAUCACAUGCAACCUGUUGCACCCUGAACUUCACACUUAUAUAAAACCUUAAUGACUUAAUUUAUUUCUAGGUAUUGAGAGAAAGAAAAUAAGUUCUAUUAGUCUUGGUUCCCUUAUUCUCUGCAUCAUGCCUGCUCAAAGUAUAAUGUUGAUUACUGAAUCAUUUAUGGUACAGCAUUAGCCCUCGUAAUGUGUCAUGGAAAAUAGUACAGUAGAGUAAAUUUGAUAAGCAAUUAUAGAUUGUAUGUUCUGAAUGUACAUUACAUGUUAGACGUGGAAUUAUUUGAGCAUAGCCACAGACAGCAUUUGUUUCCAAAAGUGAUGCUCGGAAGUAGUGUGGAGUUUUUCUUACAAGUUCCUUAGAUUUUGCCUUAGAGCAUUUAUGUGGGCAUGUGUGAAAUAUUUCCAUUUGCUUUCCUGCCCAAACCCUUUGGCAUAUCAGUUGCUCCUUCUGAAACUGUCUUAAUUCAAGCCAGAUUUUUUUCUUUAUCCUUAUAUCUCCACACAGCAGGAUUCUGUCAGCCUGCACCCCACCCCCUACCCAGCACUUCCCUGCCCACCCUUGCUUUAGUUUCAUCCUUGGGAAGGUUUUUAUUAAAAGUGCAGGGGAUUCUUCCUGGAAAACUACUUUCUUGCUAGUGCUUCAACAACCCAGCAUACAGAUCCACUGGUUGCAGCACUCUUGUCAGGUUAUUUUAUGAGAUAAAUAAUUUGCUAGAUCCAGACUUUCUUUUUCUCUCACCUCUCUCUCUGAUUAUAGAACUUAUUUAUAGCUCCUGUGGGUUAAGAUGGAAAAACAGCGAUUGCUGCCAAUCACACACAUGUUCUUACAUUACAUUUUAGUCCUUUUUGCUUUUUGAUCUCUCAGUUAUUAUUUUUUUGGAAUUUCUCACUGUUUCAUUGCCUGAAAGUCAAAGUCCAUGCAGCUAAGUUGUGAAACAUCAGCCUUUCCUGGAAGGAUAAAGGGUUGAGGUAGGAUUUGGUCCUUCUAGCUGCAAAGAGUCUAAUGUAUAAUGGAGUGUUUUCUGGGUGAAAAAUAUCCCUUUUUCUGGGUGAAAAAUAGUACUUUCGUAAAAGAUUGUCACAUUAUAAGUAUAUUCUCAGUCUGGACAGCCAGUUUACAGCUUUAUUUUGCAGAUUACUUGAGUGUUGCUGUUUUUAACUUUAAAGGGUAGAUUAGGCCUUGUUUUGUUUAAUAGCUUCUAGAUGUAGAAAUAUGAUAAGAUACAUCUUUGAUUUCUGUAAGGCUUGUUCAGUAUUCUUGUAUAAUAAAUUAUUAUUCUGUGUCACCUAGAAACAUCAGCUGAGGUUAAAAUUUGGCUGAAAAAUGGUGAAGAGGUAGUUUCUAUCCUGAAUAGAUUGUAUUCUAAACAAAGAGAGGUCUUAAAGUUACCUCCAUUUGUUCCAGUGGCACUAAGUGAUUGCAGUCUGUUGAGGAAAUCUACAUCUUGUUUAUGUGAAAAGAGGAGUGAUGCAUUUAUAUUUAUGUACAUUGACAGCUGUCUGAAUUGAAUAUUCAACUGUAGGUUUUGUACCUUGCCACUGCUCUGCAUUUUUUUAUGAGUAUGUGUUUGCAUAUGCACAAAAUGCACUCCUGUUUUGUAAAUUGGCCCUUUGUGCUUGGAAGAAGCCUUUGUCUGUGAAGAAUUACUUUUUGUUCUUCAGUUAACUUUUUAGUGACAUUGAGAAGUUACUAAAACAACCUUGCUACUGUCUUGUUACUGCCAAAACUGUUUGGAAAUUGGUUACUUUUUUGGUUGGAGCUCCCCUAACUAGGUACCUACUGCUGUUAUGAGAUCUUCUGUACCCUUACAUAAAAUAGCCAUGGUGCCUUGUGCCUACUUUGGGUUCCUGCUGCAGCUGUCAGGAUUUAUUACUGCUGCUGGUGUGGGGAUGUUGGCAAUAUGUAAUGCACACUUCAGAACUUUUCUAUCUGGAACUGCCUGGCAGCUAACUGUGAAGCAAACAAUUUGACAAACAAGGAUUUUUAUUUGAGUGUGGUCAUCGGGAAGAUAGAAGCAGAGAUUUAGGCUAAAUCAAACUACAUGAGCUGGUACAAUUUUUCUUUUCCUUCAGAAAUUAGCUGCUACCUUCCCAUUCAAAUAAUCCAGGUAGGCAGGCUUGUGCUUAUCUGUCGGUGGUCUUCUGGCUUAGUAUGGAUUUGACAUCGUCACAACAUAAUCGUCUGAAUAAUGAACAGAGAAGAAAAUUAGAAAGACAAGCAGGGGAAAAAGAAGAAGAACAAAUAGUUACUGAAAUCAUGAGAAGACGUUUUUUUCCUGAUGUUAUAACUUAUAAGGCUUGGGAAGGCUUUCACUUUGCUGGCCAUGAGAUAAGGAUUACAGAAGCCACUGAUUGUUAUGGGGCAGUUGUCUGGCCAUCGGCUCUUGUUUUGUGUUAUUUUUUGGAAACCAAUUCUAAACAGUAUAAUUUGGUCGACAAAAAUGUGAUUGAAAUUGGAGCUGGAACUGGAUUGGUCUCUAUAGUAGCCAGUUUACUGGGUGCACUUGUGACUGCCACUGAUUUGCCAGAACUGCUGGGAAACCUUCAGCACAAUGUUCUCCAAAAUACAAAACUGAAAUGCAAGCACCAGCCCUGUGUCAAGGAGUUGUCCUGGGGAAUUGAUCUGGAAAAAAACUUUCCCAGAGCUUCAUGUCACUUUGACUACAUUAUGGCUGCUGAUGUAGUUUACCACCAUCCCUUCCUGGAUGAGCUCCUACUAACUUUUGACCACUUGUGCAAGAAUGAUACUGUCAUUAUGUGGGCUAUGAAGUUUAGGCUGGACAAUGAGAACCAAUUUGUGGACAGAUUUCAGACACUCUUUGAUUUAGAGGUGAUUUCUAAUUUCCCUAGUUUGAACAUAACCCUGUAUAAGGCAAUGAGGAAAGGCAAGAUGAAAGUCAGACCUUCCAAAUUGUCUGUCUGAAAAAGAGAUAUAUGGGGGUGAUCAUCUCAGAUGCUUUGUAGCUAGUUCUCUUUUUAAUAAUUUCUACAUAAGUAGUUGCCUGCAUCUUUACGAAUGACAUUUUUUAAGCAAGUUAGAACAAAACAUUGGUUUUCCGGUGCAUCCCUACGGAAUUCCUGAAUCCAAUUUGCUGAAAGUUUUAUACAUGGAAGAAAUGUAUUUCUGAUGUUUUCUUGACUUUUAUGUGCUAAAUUGACAAAACUAAUAACUUUCAUAAUUCUCAAUAUUAUUUUUAUGGGAUGUGCAAUGAAUAUUUCCUUUCAAAUGCAGUUUUAAACAGUGUCUUAUGAGAUUAACCAAUCUUUCAAAGAUUUACUACAGUCUUACAUUUUGUAUUUAACAGGUGUGAUGUUAAAUCUAUUUUUCUUCAUUCCCACCAUAGCGUUCAAAUCCUUCCUUCAAAUGGCCCUUCACAUGACAUUAACUGAAAGGAAAAAUGGGAGAUAUAGUAUCAUAAUAAAGAGAGAGAGACUAUUAGUUACUCCUUGAUUUAAUGACUGUGUUUUCAUAGAAUCAUAAAAUGGUUUAUGUGGGAAGGGCUCUUUAUGAUCAUGUAGUUCCAACCCCCCUGCAAUAGGCAGGUACACUUCCCUCCAGACCAGGUUGCUCAAAGCCCCAUCCAGCCUGGCCUUGAAUGCCUUCAGCAUGGGAGCAUCCACACCCUCUCUGGGUAACCUGUUCCAAUGUCUCACCACCCUCACAGUAGUGAAUUUCUUCCUAAUAUCUAGUCUAAAUCUACUCUCUUCCUGUUUAAAGCCAUUUCUUUCCCUUCCACUUUUUAUUUAGAUUCAGGGAUUCUUCAACAGACAGCUGCACAUGUGAGGCAACAGGGAGUUAAAUAUUUUGUUACUUGAACAAAGGUCUGGAAUAAGAAUAGUACAUCACAUUCACAGGUCCCCGUUUCAAAGACCUUAAAUUUUUGGCUAUGUGCCCAUUCAGAAAUAGACUGGUAUUUGCACCUCAGGGAACAAUGGAAAAACAACAGUGGCAUCAGGAUAAGUAUUCUGCAGCGUCAGCUGGUGGCAGCUGGAGGUAGAAAAUGAAACCUGCUUGUCACAGUGUGGCUGAGACAUGGACAGACUAGACUUUUUGCAAGAGCAAAUGGAGCAUUUUUCUCCUACCCUCUCCUAGUUAACAUGUGUUCCCAGUUUUAGUGAUCAGAUGAGUGUACUUAAGCACAUAAUUUUUUCCUUUGUUCUUACUCCCAGCAUAAAAUUUGGUUUUCUGAGAUAAAACUUUCUACCGUUAGACAUGAAGUGAUGUAGACAGGAGAAUCCAAGCUGCCAAGAUUUUCCAGUGGGAUUUGGGGACCCCAAAGCUGAAAGGAAGUAGUGGGAGGAUAGGUGAGUAUUUGGCAGGAGGGAUCUGGAUGUAGGAGGGUUGUGGAAAAAAGGUGGAUGUAGUGAAAAGGUGAGAUGAAGAAAGAGAAGAGGUUGCAACAGUGACACUAACUUCAAAAUGUUGGAUCCACUGAUUGAAAGGGGACAUUCUCUGUAACAGCAAUUACUUACAACCAUCCAAUCCACUGCAAUUGAAACUAAAAUCCUUUCAUCCUAAAAAGCAUCUCUGUUUACAAAUAUUUCACAGAUAAAUGGAUUGGCACUGGAUAAUGAGCAAGACAGCUCUGCUUGCACCAAAAUCCUCCAGUGAAAAUAUCCUGUGAAGUACAAAGCAAUGCAGGCUAAGGAUGAAAAGAGAGAAUCCAGCAAAGUAGUAAAGUGGGAUCACUUUUAAUACCAAUGAGCCCUUCUAUUUUGUCUGAGGCUGUCCCCCACUGAGCUCCUGCUGAAGUCAACAGGAGCUGUGUUUGUAGAGCAGAUUCAUAAUUGGGCUCUUCAGGCCUGACAGCAUGGUAAUGUUUAGUGUAAUCUAAAACUGCUCCCCUUUCUCACAAGUCGGUCUAAGCAACACUGUGUGAAGCUUCCUGGGAAAGCUCCAGAGCCUAGCUGCUCUAUUGUAUGAAGGCCUUUUGUCCUCUGUUAUGAUAGGCAGGUUAUUAGCCAUGACCAACGGGUGGUGGAGGUUAUAUGUGGCAUUUGCCUGUGGAGUUUAUUUCUGCUCUUUGAGAACAGGUCUCUCAGAUGACUGUCAGAUAUUGCAGUUUCCUAAAGUCGGUUAUAGUUCUAGUAAUCACUUACCCUUUGGUCUAAAACUUCAAACAAAACUCAAGUUGUUAUGCAGAGCACAUGGCAUUGGCAUAAAACUAUGCGUGAAAGAAUUCCACCUAUAUGAACGCUAGAGAGACUGUGUAGGUUUACAGGCUUUUACAUUAUAUUAUGGAAUGUUAUGCUAAUGAUGUUAAUUGAAGAUAUGUAUUACUUACUUAUGUAUGUAUGUAUUACUUACAGUCAAUUCCUUGGUUUUCCGUACUCUCCUCUAUCAGUAACUUAUUGAACAACAUUACCAACCACAUGCAUAAGCAACUGGACAGCAUUUUCGAGGUUUUCCACAAAUGUUUUACUAACCACACAACUUCCACAUGCUAAUAUUUAUUAUUACCAUUAUUAUUAUUAUUAUUACCUGUGUACAUAUAAAAAGAUUAAAUAAAUUUAUUUUGCUGUUAAUCAUAAAAUAUCUCAAUCAAAGUCUUUAUAAGUCAUACUUUUUUUGCUUCUAAACAUUAAAGUAGCAAAAAUUU
This is a messenger RNA of Tympanuchus pallidicinctus (lesser prairie-chicken), 5666 nucleotides long. RefSeq names its product protein-lysine methyltransferase METTL21E-like. Gene Ontology annotation, molecular function: protein-lysine N-methyltransferase activity. NCBI's taxonomy places the organism in Eukaryota, Metazoa, Chordata, Aves, Galliformes, Phasianidae. Gene Ontology annotation, cellular component: cytoplasm; cytosol. The transcript has 6 exons. Bases 2219 to 2989 code for a protein of 256 amino acids. Gene Ontology annotation, biological process: peptidyl-lysine methylation. The record is from RefSeq and is a predicted model, not a curated record.